AUGGAUUCCGGAGAAGGUAGCAGUAGCGGAGGUUCGAAAAUGAAAAACUUCAACGAUCGCUUAAAAGAAUUGCACAAAAUGAGGCAGAAGGCAAGAAAGGAGAACCACGAGCAAGUUGUUGAAGAAGAUAGACGAAAUAAGCUUCCCAGAAACCACGAAGCGCGAAAAGAACGUGAAUCGUGGACCAUUAAAGAACUUGAAGAGCGAAAAGCUGCGGAAGAAAAGGGACUUGACUAUGAAAGAUUAAAAGCGAUAGAAACACCAGCAGAAAUUGCUGAUAAACUUGAAUUGAAGCGAAAACGAAAGAAAAACCCAGAUCUGGGUUUCUCGUCGUUUGAAGACAUGACACUACGACAACACACAAGGUUGACUUCGGCGCUCGAUCCCGAUCUUCAGUCAUACAAGAAAAUGAGAGAAGUGGUCGGAGACGAUCAGUUUUAUCCUACAGCAGAUACUCUUAUUCAUGGUUCACAUUACCCAACGACGUCGGCAAUGGAAAAAUUGGUGAAUGACGUCAAAGGACAAGUCAAACGGCGUGAACAGUUUCAUCGCCGUCGUUUGUAUGAUCCAGACGCGCCUAUUGAUUACAUCAAUGAAAAAAACAAGAAGUUCAACCAAAAAUUGGAGAAAUAUUACGGGAAAUACACCGAGGAUAUCAAAGACGAUUUGGAGCGUGGAACAGCCAUCUAA
Molecule: messenger RNA, 690 nt
Organism: Caenorhabditis bovis
Lineage: Eukaryota; Metazoa; Nematoda; Chromadorea; Rhabditida; Rhabditidae
Source: the annotation of a GenBank genome assembly